This is a messenger RNA of Gavia stellata (red-throated loon), 4825 nucleotides long. It is a transcript of the gene MYOCD, whose product is annotated as myocardin. NCBI's taxonomy places the organism in Eukaryota, Metazoa, Chordata, Aves, Gaviiformes, Gaviidae. The coding region runs from base 60 to 2792 and encodes 910 amino acids. Gene Ontology annotation, biological process: cardiac muscle cell differentiation; smooth muscle cell differentiation. The transcript is spliced from 12 exons. The record is from RefSeq and is a predicted model, not a curated record.
UUUUACAGCUACGGCUUCAGCAGAGAAGGACCCGUGAGCAGCUGGCAGACCAAGGCAUCAUGCCACCACUGAAAAGCCCAUCCGCGUUCCAUGAACAGCGAAAAAGUCUGGAGCGAGCCAAGACUGAAGAUUAUCUCAAGCACAAGAUCAGAAGCAGACCUGAGCGAUCAGACCUGGUCAAUAUGCACAUUUUACAAGACUCAGCUGCAGAGGGGUCCAUUCAGUCUACUCAAAUGAAGCUGAAAAGAGCCCGACUGGCAGAUGAUCUCAAUGAAAAGAUUGCUCUCAGGCCGGGUCCUUUGGAGCUGGUGGAGAAGAAUAUUAUUCCUGUCGACUCAGCUGUGAAAGAGGCCAUAAAAGGCAACCAGGUCAGCUUCCCCAAGUCGGCCGACGCCUUCGCCUUCGAGGAGGACAGCAGCAACGACGGGCUGUCCCCAGAGCAGGCCAGGAGCGAGGACUCCCCGGGCUCCACCGAGUCGGCAGCCGGCACCAAGGCCCCGGAGGCAGCCCCCGCCGCCCCUGCCGGGGCACCCCAGGAUCACCCCCAUGGUGCUGACGGCCAUGCACCGGACCUGGCCUCGGGGCAGGGCAGCCAGUGCGAGAGCCCCAAGCAGGCAGCUGGGCAGGAGAGCCCACCCCUCCAGGUGCCCUCCACUGUGAAGUCCAAAUCAUCCAGUGACAGCAAGAACCGUCACAAAAAGCCCAAGGACACCAAGCCCAAGGUGAAGAAGCUGAAGUAUCACCAGUACAUCCCUCCAGACCAGAAGGCAGAGAAGUCCCCUCCACCCAUGGACUCUGCAUAUGCCAGACUCCUCCAGCAGCAGCAGCUCUUUCUGCAGCUCCAGAUCCUCAGCCAGCAGCAGCAGCAGCAGCAACAGCAACAGCAACAGCAGCAGCAGCAGCAGCACUUCAGCUACCCAGGGAUGCACCAAGGCCAGCUAAAGCAAUCAAAUGAGCAAAUGGUCAAAAGUUCAAAUUCUUCAUCAACUUCAGUCAACAACACCCCUCUUUCUCCUGUGAAAACCACCUUUUCAGGCCAGACUUGUGUCUCAUCUAUCAAGCCAGGCCCUCUGCCGUCUAACCUGGAUGAUCUGAAAGUGUCAGAACUGAGACAGCAGCUCCGAAUACGAGGCCUGCCUGUGUCGGGUACCAAAACAGCACUGAUGGAACGGCUGCGGCCCUUCCAGGAGUGCGGCAGCAACGCAGUGCCAAACUUCAGUGAGAUCACCACUGUCACCUUCCCAGUCACUCCAACAAGCACCCUGUCAAGUUACCAGUCGCAGUCCUCCACCAACAUGUUAUCAAAUGGCUUCUACCACUUUGGCAGCACCAGCUCCACCCCACCCAUCUCUCCAGCCUCCUCCGACCUCUCUGUGAGUGGCUCUUUGCCAGACACAUUCAAUGAUGGGCCCAUGUCUUCUCCACAGUUUGGUCUCCAACCAUCUCCAGUUCAUGGCAGUGCUGAAGAAAGCCUCAUGAGCAGCAUGAAUGGAGGGAGCAUCCAGCUGGAACUGGAAGGGAUCGACACCGAGAAAGACAAGAUGCUGGUGGAGAAGCAGAAGGUCAUCAAUGAACUGACGUGGAAGCUGCAGCAAGAGCAGAGGCAGGUGGAAGAGCUACGGAUGCAACUCCAGAAGCGAAAGAGAAGCAAUGGCCUUGAGGAGAAGCAGCAGCCUACUCAGCAUUUCUUUGGUGUCCCCAUCAAGCAAGAAAACACAGUGUCCAGCUGUCCAUUUGCAUCCAAACAAACUGCCUUGAAAGGCCAAGCCAGCAGCUCGGAUAAAUUAAGUAACUGUGGGGUGCCGCAGCUGCCUCACAUUGUAAAUAGCCACUGCUUGGAGCCUGCAGGGCAAAGCACCAUCACCUCCUCAACAUUCCUGAGCCCACAGUGCUCCCCCCAGCACUCUCCACUCGGGGCUGCAAAGAGCCCCCAGCACAUCAGCCUGCCGCCGUCCCCCAACAGCCACUAUCUCCUCUCGGUGUCCCCUGGCUCACAGGCAGAAGGGCGCAGUGGGUCCCCGCAGACCAACAGUUGCCUUCGCACAGCAUCGAUGGCUACGCAGGCAGGUCAAAAGUUUUCUAUUCCAUCCCCAAGUUUUUGUAAGUCAAGCCCAGCUCUCUCAGAGGUAAAGCAGCCUCCACCCUAUGAGGAUGCAGUAAAGCAGCAGAUGACACGAAGUCAGCAGAUGGACGAGCUCCUGGACGUGCUGAUUGAGAGCGGAGAAAUGCCAGCCAAUGCCAAGGAAGAUCGGUCCUGCCUCCAGAAAGUACCUCAGAUAACAGUGUCUACAGGGAACUCCAGCGCUUCUCUCCCAAAGUCAUCCACCGCGUUUGAGCAGGUCUCCUCAGCCCAGCUCUCCUUUGAGCACUGUCCGGGCAGCAGUGAUGCUCACCUCGAGGUCCUGCUGAAUGCCCACAGUCCCCUGGGGAGGGUCAGUGAAAUCGCCCUGCUGAAGAUGGGGGGAGAAGAGUCCCACUUUGAAGGGAUGAUGGAGGGGUUCUCCGGCAAAGCCGCAGAUGAACUGCUCACCUCCCAGGAGAUUUUACAGACUCCCCUCUCACCUAUGGAAACCCAGCUCUCCCCUUCCCCUGCUGAUGGCUCCGGUUUACAAAUGAGUUUCACUGAGUCUCCAUGGGAAACGAUGGAGUGGCUGGACCUCACCCCUCCCAGCUCUGCCACCGGCUUUGGCUCACUCACCCCCGCGGGUCCCAGCAUCUUCAACAUUGAUUUCCUAGAUGUUACCGAUCUCAAUCUAAACACCAGCAUGGACCUGCAUCUGCAGCAGUGGUGAAGGGGAGGGGGGUGGAGGCAGGGUACUGUAAGCCUGCAGCAGCCAGUACAGUGUUUCUGUCAUGACGGAGAACACACAGGGCUAAUAUGCCACUUCCAGGGGAAACUGGAGUCAUUUUCCCAGCAUAUAAACUUGUUUGAAUUUCCAAUUAGUGCAAACUGACAGCACAACAGCUCUGGAACUUUGGUUUUCCUCCAUUGACACGUCCCCACAGAGGACACCAGUGCCUUUAACAACACAUCUUUAGAUUGACAAGAAUUUCAGUUUUGUUUCUUUUAUCUUUUUUCCUCCCAGUUUUAGCAGUCACUCUCGUGAGAACUGGAGCAGCUCAUGACAAAACUGUGUGGUGAGGAGACCUCACCUGGGUGGCAAUGGGAAAUCACGGAGAGGAGAGCCCAUUGCUGCCCCCUCCUCUACACCCCUCCUGUCCAUCCAGCCCUUCAGGCAAUCCUGCUGGGCUCAUCUUGGCCAUGCCCAGGCCAGGGGGUAUGGGAGCAGGGAGGCUCUGCCCAGCCAGGGCAGCAAGCACACUUCUCCACACAUCCAGGCUCACCUUGCUUCCUUCCUCCUGCCCCCGAAGCUGCGUUGCCCAGUCCCUGCACAGCUCUGCUCCAGGUGGAUGAGAGAUGGAGACCACCAUGUUUGUGAUGGCACCUUGUCAUGGUGCCUGGGGGGUUGAAAGUCCAGGAGCCAUCCCAGUUGUAGUCUGAACUGAAACAGGCUGAAGCCUGUGACCUUAGAGCAGAGAGCUCUGGACGUUGGAGGUAGCUGCUCAGGCUGUACGUACAGGUGUUGAAGGGACGUGGCAUGCCUGUGGAGCUGCCAUGUCCCAGCUAGUGUGGUACGGACGAAGAGAUGUGUAAUGAGUUUUGGUCCAAGGUAGGAGCAAGUCAUAUAGAAAAUACAGCCAGGCUUUGAAGGGGCUGUCCUUUGCACAGCCAGAAGUCAGGAUGGAUCUCCAUCACCUUGCAUGACCUGGAAGCAGGGGUGCCAGAAACGGGCACUCAGUGACCUGCGCAUGGGGCAGGGCUGAGCGGGCCCUUGCAUGGCUGCCAUUUUGUGAGAGCUUUUGUUGCCUCCACUUCUCCGCCGUCCAUCCCUCUGUCCUUCUUCCCAUUCCUUCUUGAUCCCCAGCAGUCAUCCCCUUCUUCCCAAGUUUACUCCAGCAUCACUGUUCACUCAGCCCAGAGCAAGGCCAUCCAGAGAACAGCUGUGAAUCACUGAGCCUAGAGGAGCUAGUUCUCCUGAAGCCGGCAGAGAUGAAUGCUCUCCUGCAGUGAUGCCUCCCGUUUGAAGUCACCAGCAUUUCUCCUAUGAGUCUUUGUGCAAUAUACUUCCUCAGGCUCUAGAGAGAAGGAGCCUUUGCUUCACAUCUUGGCUUCCACCAAAGAACUUGCUGCAGACUGUUUGACGGACACGUCUACUUCUCUGCAAUUCUGGUUUUACCAAAGUAAAUAUUGUUGCUGACAAAGAUUGUUAAACUAUUUACAGACUGAGCAUAUUUAAUAUUUGUGUUACUGGAAGGACAGCACAUCGGAGAUGCAGCAGCUGGGGAGGAGGUCCGGCGCGAGGGGCCUGUGGGCAGCCUGGCCGUGGCUCCCGUGGGGCAGUCCCCCCAGGGAUGCUGGAGCUGUUGGAGGAGGCUCUGCAGCCCCUGCUGUGUCUCCAGUUCGUGGCGUUGUUGCAUGCUGUAUAAAGCACAUGGCAGUAGCUUUCAACUCACUAUUUAAAGCACCACUUUUCUAUUGUACAAAUGGUCACAGUGCACUGCUAGGAUAGACGAUCACAGGUUGCAUUUUUUUAAAAGAAUUUCUUUUUCUAAAUGAGAGAUUUUUGAAGCCGGUCCAUGGAGAAUAUUAAUAGCACUUGAAACAGAGUAGUGUUAGUUACUACACUGCGUCAUUGUACAGGGCUUUCCAGAUAACUUUCUGCUCUCAGCAAAUGUAUUUCCUUAUUUAAAGGGAUGCUGUCAGCUUCAAACUUGUAAGCAAGCACAUUUCCUUACCUAUGUUACCAGCAACACCUUCAUUAUU